CCGGGCUCCUUCUCCCGCCGCCCGCCCGACUCGCACCCGGCUCGGCGACCCGGAGCAGGAGCAAGUCCGGCUGCUGGCGGCCGCGGGGCUGCGCGUGUCCGGCAUCCCGGGGCCGCUGCGGCCCGGGCGGCGAGGGGGCCCGGCGGUCCAUGCAUCCGCUGCCGCCCGCCGCCGUCGCCGCGAUGGAUUUCAGCCAGAGCAGCCUGUUCGGCUACAUGGAUGACCUGCAGGAGCUGACCAUCAUCGAGAGGCCGGUCCGCCGGAGCCUCAAGACGCCAGAAGAAAUAGAAAGACUGACAGUUGAUGAAGACCUCAGUGAUAUUGAAAGGGCUGUUUAUUUGCUCAGUGCUGGUCAAGAUAUCCAAGGAACAAGUGUUAUUGCAAAUCUUCCAGUUUUGAUGCGACAGAAUCCCACUGAGACACUUCGGAGAGUCUUGCCAAAAGUCAGAGAGGUCCUGCACGUUGCAGGCGUGGAGAUGCAGUUAAUGGCUGCGGUAUCAUUUUUGACUAUUCUACAGGAAGAAUCAGUAUCAAUUCACACAUAUGCCCACGCCUUCCUCCAAGUCAUCCUCCUCCAUCUGGAGCACAGGGAUACAGGCGUCAGCAAUGCGUGGCUGGAAACGCUUCUGUCCGUGAUAGAAGUAUUACCCAAGGAAACCUUAAGGCAUGAGAUAUUGAAUCCACUUGUUUCCAAGGCGCAGCUUUCCCAAACAGUCCAGUCUCGCUUAGUUAGCUGUAAGAUUCUAGGAACAUUGACCAAUAAAUUUGACGCCCAUACCAUUAAAAGAGAAAUACUUCCUCUGGUAAAAUCACUUUGUCAAGAUGUAGAGUACGAAGUUCGAUCUUGUAUGUGUCGGCAAUUGGAAAAUAUAGCUCAAGGCAUUGGGACAGAACUUACAAAAAGUGUGGUGCUCCCCGAGUUGAUAGAGCUCUUCAGUGAUGAAGGCAGCAGCGUCCGGCUUGCAGCCUUUGAAACGCUGGUUAAUCUGCUCGACAUCUUUGACACAGAUGACAGAAGUGAAACUAUAUUUCCCUUAGUGAAGUCAUUUUGUGAAAAAUCUUUCAAGGCAGAUGAAUCAAUUCUCAUUUCCUUAUCUUUCCAUUUGGGAAAACUUUGUCAUGGACUAUAUGGAAUUUUUACUCCAGAUCAACACUUGAGAUUUUUGGAGUUUUAUAAGAAACUUUGUACAUUGGGAUUGCAACAAGAAAAUGGACACAAUGAAAACCAGAUUGCAUCCCAAAUCUUAGAGCAGGAGAAGAAAUAUAUUUCAGUACGAAAGAACUGUGCUUAUAACUUUCCGGCCAUGAUUGUCUUUGUUGAUCCUAAAAACUUCCACAUGGAACUCUAUUCUACAUUCUUCUGCCUUUGCCAUGACCCAGAAGUACCAGUCAGACACACUAUUGCUAUUUGCUUUUAUGAAGUUUCUAAGCUUCUGGAUUCUGGAGUAUAUUUAAUACAUAAAGAACUGAUAACGUUAUUAGAAGAUGAGUCACUGGAGGUACUAGAUGCACUUAUAGAUCAUCUUCCAGAGAUCCUGGAGCUCAUGUGUACUGGCGGAGAGAGCAGUGUUCAAGAUAAUAAGUUGGCCUCUCUGCCGGAGCUGAUCCCUGCCCUGACGGCUGCCGAGCAGCGAGCGGCCGCCUCUUUAAAAUGGAGAACGCACGAGAAGCUGCUGCAGAAAUAUUCCUGUCUGCCACACGUCAUAUCAAGUGAUCAGAUUUAUUAUCGUUUCUUGCAAAGAAUGUUCACAAUCAUGAUGACCAAUAAUGUCUUACCCGUCCAAAAGGCCGCUUCACGGACUCUUUGCAUUUUUUUACGUUAUAAUCGUAAGCAAGACCAGAGACAUGAGGUGAUUCAAAAAUUAAUUGAACAACUGGGCCAAGGAAAAAGUUACUGGAAUAGACUCCGAUUUUUGGAUACCUGUGAAUUUAUUAUAGAGAUUUUUUCCAGAUCGUUUUUCUGUAAAUAUUUCUUUCUGCCUGCUAUUGAACUGACAAACGAUCCAGUGGCAAAUGUGAGGAUAAAACUUUGCUGCCUAUUACCCAAAGUGAAAUCAACUCUGAAUAUCCCCGCAGAUAAGUAUUUACUUCAGCAAUUAGAAAUGUGUGUGAGAAAACUCCUGUGUCAGGAAAAAGAUAAAGAUGUUCUGGCUAUUGUGAAAAGAACGGUGUUAGAGUUGGACAGAAUGGAAAUGUCUGUGGAUGCUGAAUAUCAGACAAAUCUUUAUGAGAAAGACUUGCUGGAUCAAGAGAAAGAAAGGGAAGAACUACUUCUUCUGGAAAUGGAGCAGUUAGAGAAAGAGAAGCAGCAGAACGAUGGACGGACCUUCAGUGACAAAACCUUUGAUAAGAAACGUAAAGAUGUGACAGUAAAGACACCAACCAUUCAGCCCAAGAGCUUCCCCAUCUCUGUUCCUGGACCCUCGUCUGGAAUCCCAUCGACAAGCAAAGAAAUCAAGAAAUCCAAAUUGAUUCGAAGCCAAUCUUUUAAUAAUCAAGCUUUUUACGCAAAAUAUGGCAACUUAGACAAGUGUACUAGUAAAAAUUCUACAACAGGAUAUGCAUCUUCUGUCUCAGGGUUAACAAAGACUUCUGUGGUCUCACUAACUGAUGACUCGUUCCAGUCGAGGGACGCCAGCAGUGCUGCGCCUUCCUGUUCUUCAAACUCGGCCCUGCCAAGCACCUCCCGCAGCUCGGCGGAUCCGAAGAGCAGCGGAAGCAAAGACAUGCAACCACGGAAAGCUUCCUUAAAAUGUAGAAAGUCCAAUCCUUAACUCAUCUGCUUGAUGAAGAGGCAAUCCAAGACCCAUGGAGAAAGUGCACUGGUGGACAGAAGUUGAAGCAAUGGCUGCUGGGACUUUGGGGAUUGUUUUUUUUUGUAAAAGAAUGGAAAAAGAGAGUUGUAAUGGCAGCUGAUGUUAAAAUUUUCAUAUUUGAAAUUAGGUUCCCUAGGCGGAAUAUUUCUUGCAUACCGUCACUACAAAAUUCCAAUGUUAUAGCUCGGUAUAAUGAAAACUGGCUCUUAGGGUAUGUGCUUUACUGCUGCAAAAACAGAAUUGUUCGCAUUAAUUUACAGCAGGCACUUACAGGGAAUGUAUGAAAUGGCCUUACUUUUGCAGGAAACCAUUUAUUGUUUCAGUGUUUUGCUAUUUAAAAAUUAUAUGAACGUCCAAAUCAACCGAAAUUGCCCUGGUGACUGAUCACGCAGCAGAGGAGAGGAAGGAGAACGGAGAACGUUGCCUUGGCUUGUAAACCUCCAAUAAAAAAUAGUCCCACCAAGAGGGUACAAACAGCUGUCCACGGUCUGUCUAUGGGCUCAUCAGCCCUUUGACUGUGGGGUCACUACGUUCUACCCAGACAUUCUGGAUUUUAAAUUUGGCAAUGAAAAUUCUAUGAAGAUUUCGGAGAACUUUUGGUUCCAACUACCUUGAAAAUAAUAGAUUAAUGAUUUCCUUUGUUUCCUCGAAGACUUUAUUUUAUAAAUGCUUUGUUUUCAUCUGAGAUUGUAUUUGUCCUUAAUUUGAAAUGAUGACUCUAGUUUGAAUCAGUUGUUACUCUAAGCUAUCAUGCUUAAGCUAUGUCGACAGCCUAACCCUAACAUUUGUGCUCAUGCUAAUGUUUCCAUCAAAAUUCACCUGUGGCGCAUAAACAACUCUUAAUUUUCAAAUGUCAGCUCUUGAAGUAUAUUCUGUAUGAAGCUCUUGUCAGCUUCUCUAUUUCAGAAUGCAAUCAGCAUAUGUCUAUAUUGAUAUGAGAAGAUAUGUUUUUUUUAGAAAAAAGUAUAUUGGUGUAUGAGAAAGAUGAUCUAGUUUGUGAAUGCAUAUGCGUGUGUGGUUACUUUUUCUAAUGUGAAAUAAUGAACAGUGAAUUUACUCAAAAUAAAAAUAGGUUAAUGCUA
This is a messenger RNA of Sorex araneus (European shrew), 3898 nucleotides long. It is a transcript of the gene PPP4R4, whose product is annotated as protein phosphatase 4 regulatory subunit 4. The transcript is spliced from 25 exons. The record is from RefSeq and is a predicted model, not a curated record. Bases 150 to 2774 code for a protein of 874 amino acids. Gene Ontology annotation, cellular component: cytosol; protein serine/threonine phosphatase complex. NCBI's taxonomy places the organism in Eukaryota, Metazoa, Chordata, Mammalia, Eulipotyphla, Soricidae. Gene Ontology annotation, molecular function: protein phosphatase regulator activity.